AACGGGUCCGGAAACAAAAGUCGUUCGUUUUUCCGGUACCUUUGCUAAGUGCUGCGAGCUUGCCGCUCUCGGAUGCUCUGAUUGUCGGACUGUACUUGAGCUGCACUCGUUGUUCACUCGGUCCCGGAUAAUAAAGCGGGCGAGCAGCUUCCACUCGGAGCCCCCCGCUCCAGCAUCUUCUUCCCUGGUGACUUAACAAGCCUCAGGACCCCAACAUUGGAACACCCCGGUCGCGAGGAUGAACCCCCAGUGUGCCCGCUGCGGGAAGGUUGUUUAUCCGACAGAGAAAGUCAGCUGCCUGGACAAGAACUGGCACAAAGGCUGCUUCCACUGCGAGGUUUGCAAGAUGACCCUCAACAUGAAGAACUACAAAGGUUACGACAAGAAGCCCUACUGCAACGCACAUUAUCCCAAGACAUCCUUCACGACUGUGGCUGAUACGCCGGAGAACCUGCGACUGAGGCAGCAGAGUCAGCUGCAGAGUCAGGUGAAUUACAAGAAAGAUUUUGAGGAGAGCAAAGGUCGAGGCUUCAGCAUCGUGUCCGACACGCCUGAGAUGCAACGACUGAGACGCACGCAGGAACACAUCAGUAACGCGAAGUACCACGAGGACUUUGAGCGCGCCCGCGGUCGAGGUUACACGCCGGGCCUGGAUGAACCCGGCAUGGAGCGCUACCAGCGAGCCAAUCACAUGAUGACAGACCCGGGUCCCAACCAGGUGAUGGACACGGACAGACGACCCGGCGGCAUCAUCGUAGACCUGAAGGUGUGGAGAACAGAUCCAGGCUCCAUUUUUGACUUUGACCCUCUGGAGGAUGACGUCCAGUCCAAGAGCCUCCGCAGGAUGUCUGAGUGGGCUGAGCGCAGGCUGAGCAGGCCUCAGUCGCGGCAGUCUCACAGUUCGCUGACCUCUGACCUCUGGGAGCGCAGCAGCUGCGACACACCGGCCCCGGUUCUUCCCGGAGCGUACCACCAGGGCGUGCACAUGCAGCCGCAGCCUCAGUAUCACGGCUACAUGCAUCAAACCAGCAUGUCGUCGGUCCGUUCCGUCACCUCGCCACCACACUCAUCCGCCAUGCGGGUUUACCGGGCGCUGUACGACUACGCGGCGCAGGACCACGACGAGGUCUCCUUCAGGGACGGUGACGUCAUCGUCAACGCUCAGCCCAUCGACGAGGGUUGGAUGUACGGCACCGUGCAGCGCACCGGAAAGUCCGGAAUGUUGCCUGCCAACUACGUGGAAUGUUGCAACUAGACUCUUAUCUAUCAGAGGGAUACGUGUGUGUUUGGAUGCGUGUAUAUGUAUGUGUGCCUAUAUAUUUUUUUCCCACUCUUCAUUCACAUCACUUGAUCACACAAACAUAUUUUGGAAAGACUGUCUUUGUAUUUUCUAUGAUAGAUUUCACAAAUGCAAUGAAAUUGUGAGUCUUUUGUGAAUUGUUUCAUAGCAGUCGACUGUUUUCUUUGGUUUUGGAUCAUUUGAAUUUAUUACCACGCACUCUUUGAGCUUCGAUUCAACUGUAAUCGCAUGUUAUUUCACUUUAUAACUCACCACCUACUUACUGUAUGUUUUGCUGUGCCUCAUCACACGCAUACACAUGGUCUUACAUGAGAGAAAUAAAACCAUUUGUCAGCACAAAUA
This is a messenger RNA of Hippocampus comes (tiger tail seahorse), 1642 nucleotides long. RefSeq names its product nebulette (gene nebl). The record is from RefSeq and is a predicted model, not a curated record. Gene Ontology annotation, biological process: cardiac muscle thin filament assembly. Gene Ontology annotation, cellular component: focal adhesion; Z disc. Bases 239 to 1255 code for a protein of 338 amino acids. Gene Ontology annotation, molecular function: actin filament binding. Lineage: Eukaryota; Metazoa; Chordata; Actinopteri; Syngnathiformes; Syngnathidae. The transcript is spliced from 9 exons.